UUUCUCUUAUAGGCAUUGAAUCAAAGUAGUGGUUGUAAAUCUACUGAAAAUUUCCUUUGACAAACUCAGAAGCCAACACUGAUAACAAUGUAUUUUCUGGCAUUCGUGCUCUCUUGCUUUGGUUCCAGUGUUUUGGCGGAUGAUUAUUCCCGUUCUCUUUAUCUGGACCCCAACAAAACUUAUCACCUUUCAUGGAAAUUCAAUAAAUCUCACAUUGAAUUCCAUACUGAAGUUAAAACACUCGGUUAUGUGAUGCUAGGCUUGUCAACGGACGGUAACUUGAAAAACGCCGAUGUCUUCUUUGCGGGAGUUUCUAACGGACAACCUUAUUCAUCUAACUAUUAUGGCAAUAGUGACGGAAAAUUGUCUUUACAAUCAAUCAGUGAAUGGCAUCUUAUGUACUCCAAUGAGUCUAACAUGGAAACAACAUUGACAUUCUCUAGAGAACUUUCUGGGCCAAAUAUGAAGAUGAAUAUCACACAAAAUACAAUGAGAGUCCUGUGGGGCUACGGUAAGACAGACAUGAUAAAUGAGAACUUUCAACUGGAUGGCGUCAAAAGUCUGUAUCUGCUUGAAGACCAGUUGCCUGAACCAGAAAUGCCAAAUGAUGCAUUUCAUAUACAAUUCAGAAUGAAUAAAACUCGAAUUCCAAACUCAGAAACUACUUAUUGGUGUAAAUCGUUUGAAACACCACAACUUGACGAGCAAGUACAUGCUAUUGCGUUUUCUCCUGACAUCCAAAAAGGACAUAAAGACUUUGUUCACCAUAUGAUAGUAUAUGGCUGCUACGGAAACACUGAGAAAGGAAAUAAUAAUAGACAUGAAGGAGAAUGCUAUUUAGGAAGUAUGUUGAUUCACUGGCGCUACUGUACCGAAGUUGUUUUCGGAUGGGCAGUUGGAGGCGAGAAAUUCGUUCUCCCUAAACAUACUGGAAUGUCUUUUGGAGGUAAAGAUGAUCCUGUAUACUAUUUAUUGGAAAUGCAUUACGAUAAUCCACAAGAGAAGGAAGGCGUGCUCGAUUCCUCCGGAAUAGACAUAACUCUUACUAAAUCUAAACGUCAAUACAAUGUUGGAAUAUUAUCAGUGGGAUAUACUGUGAGAGGUUGUACGCAAUUAAUUCCACCUUAUGCCAAAGAAUUCAAAUAUUACGGAAACUGUGAGGCGUGUGGAUCUAUGAUUAAACCUGAAAGAAAUAACCAAUGGAAUGAGGACGGAGUUAAGAUGAUAGGCGUUCUACUUCAUGCACACAAGGCAGCGAAGAAGAUAAGGCUUCAUCAUUAUCGUGAUGGUAAGAAGCUUCCUGAUAUUAUGUAUGAUGACAAUUACGAUUUCGAUUACCAAGAUCUGAGGCGCAUCGAGAAGGAGAUUACACUUUUAAAGGAUGACAUCCUACAAGUAGAAUGUGUUUAUGGCACUACAGAUAGAACCAAUUUUACAGAAGGUGGUUUUAGCACUAAGCAUGAAAUGUGUCAAGCAUACAUCAUGCAUUAUCCAGAAAUAAAACUAAAACGUUGUACUAGCGGUUUAAAUUUUGAUCACAAACUAAUCGGGACUAACUUGCAAUAUAAGAAUAACCAAAGUGCAGUUAAAAAAAUGGAAUUAAUAGUCAACGGUUUGGAACCCGAAGUCGGUUUUAUUCAGACUUGUGUUAAUAAGACAAGUCGUAUCGAGUAUAUGAAUCAAACUUUCCCGGUAAUUAAAUCUGAUGACCCGACAACUCAACAACCACCUACAACCGAAAAGAAUUCAGCUGCAAAAUUCUUCGUAAAGACCGGAAUGAUUUUCAUUUCGAUUUCUUAUUGGUUAAUUUAACACUUUUACAAAUACUGAUCAGAUCAUAUUAAUAAAAUAUCAAUUCCUAUAUAAGUAUGAAAAGUAAUCUUUGAUGUAUAGCUGAGGAAAAUCUUUCAUGAAUAUUCUAAAUUUAUACGUAUACAUACGUAUCUGAUUGUAUGAGCGCGUGUGUGUAAAAAUUUAAACUUAAUUGCAUAUACCAAUAAAGACAAAUUCUGAUUAUUGCAUACGAUUUUAGUUUCCAAUAUUGCAUAAGGUAAUCGGCGAAAUGUGGCAUAAAAUGAACCUGUAUCUGGUGUGAUAUGAAUUAAGGGAUUCUUAUAAGCUUCAUUUUUCCCAAUGAGUUAAAGCUUUAUUUUCCAUAAUGAAUUAAAAUUCAGUGUUACUUGCUUACAAAGGAUUCAUAUCCAGAAUGUGAUAUUUGUUCAUGUUAUUCUCCGAUUCCAAUAAAGUUCAAACAUUCAAAUACUUUUUGUAUUAUUUCUACGUAAUAAAAUUUUUCAAUAAAUAAACCUAAAAAUAGUUUUAGAAGCCAUUUUGUUCUACUUAUUUUGCUUUUCUUGUUCUGUUUAUCAUCGACUAGAAUAGAAUGUGAUCGACUAGAUUGACUGAGACCCGACACAUCACUCUGGAUGGUUCUUCCAGUAAUUAAGUAGUUCAAACUCUACAAAACUCAGUACCCAGGUCUAUGAAACUGGCAAGCAUGAUAUAUUGUAAACUAUCAAAUGGAUAGCAAAAAAGUUUAAAUUUCAAAUGUUCCUAUUUUUCAAAAAACUUAUGCAAACUGAAACAUUUAGCAAAUUUCAGCUUCUAAUAAUAGCAUAAAUAAUUCUUUUUAAUUCUGGGACCAGUUCAGCAAUUUUG
Octopus sinensis (East Asian common octopus) is the source of this 2658-nucleotide messenger RNA. RefSeq names its product DBH-like monooxygenase protein 1. Bases 88 to 1812 code for a protein of 574 amino acids. The record is from RefSeq and is a predicted model, not a curated record. Gene Ontology annotation, molecular function: copper ion binding; dopamine beta-monooxygenase activity. Gene Ontology annotation, cellular component: secretory granule membrane. Gene Ontology annotation, biological process: octopamine biosynthetic process; norepinephrine biosynthetic process; dopamine catabolic process. The transcript is spliced from 13 exons. Lineage: Eukaryota; Metazoa; Mollusca; Cephalopoda; Octopoda; Octopodidae.